AUGCAUCAAUGGCAAUUUUUCAUUCUACUUUAUGUGGAAGCUAGAAGUCAUGCUCAAACUACAGAUAAAGUGAAACAACAAUGGAAUGUUGUAAAUGGUAUUACUACUAUUACUACUACUAAUAUUACUACUAGUGCUUCUGCUACUACUAUCACUACUACUACUACUGCUACUAUUACUACAACAACUACUACAACUAUUACUACUGCUACUAUUACUAGUACUACAACUACGACAACAACUACUACUACUACUUUUACUACUAUUAUUACUCCUACUCCAACUAUUCCUAUUUCAUCUACCAAAUUUUUUGAAGAAGUAUCAGUUCAUCCAUCAAAUGAUGAUGUAAAUGCUUAUUGUCGAAAUGGUGGUGUUAUGAUUGGAAAUGGUUGUAUUUGUUUUCAUCCAUAUACUGGAACAAGAUGCUUAGAUUUCGCUUGUGCACAUGGUAUAUCAGUUGGAAUUCGUUACGAUCCAAGUAGUUUAUUCUUUAAUAAACCUUGCAUUUGUGAUGAAGAAUGGAGUGGUGAUUUAUGCGAUAUAUUAACGGCAAAUCAGUGCAACGAUCGUGGUGAAUUCAAAAAUGGCCGUUGUCAUUGUGCGGGACACUUUUUUGGCUCACAAUGUCAAUAUGUCAGCCGAUGUGACCAUGGCAAAAGGAAACACGGAAGAUGUCUAUGCGAUGACGGUUGGAAAGGAGAUUAUUGUCACGACAUCAUUUGCCAGCAUGGUUAUCCAGAUAUCAACAAUAAAAGCGAAUCAUGUGUUUGUCCGGCACGAUUCACUGGAACUCACUGUGAUCGUUGCUCCCAAGAAGGACCUAAAAUCAGGCCAUAUCCAGAAUGCAACAUUGAUAUCUCGAAAAGUAAAACAAAACAGCAACGACAAGAAGCAGAAACACAGUUCCGAUUGCGACUAACGAUUGUGGGAGUUACAAGCUUUUUGCUUAUGCUUCUGAUAAUGACAAUGAUUUUCUUCCAUCGACGUAGAAUUAAUAGAAGACAACGUUCAGGGAGAGAAAAUCUUCGACAGCGUGAAUAUGAAAUCCGGAAAACAAUCCUUGAAAAAGCUGCACGGACUACAGAAUGCCUGAAUGUUGAUCAGAGGACGGAAUAUACCGAAGAGGAAGACAGGAGUUGCAGAGAUCGUAUUAAAAAGAAACACAAAAGAUUCUCAUUCUUCUUGUAG
Cercopithifilaria johnstoni is the source of this 1188-nucleotide messenger RNA. NCBI's taxonomy places the organism in Eukaryota, Metazoa, Nematoda, Chromadorea, Rhabditida, Onchocercidae. The record is from the annotation of a GenBank genome assembly.